AUGGAUUCUACACAACACCCUUCUAAUCCUCAAAGCAAUGUUUCUAAAUUCACUGGUUACGAUCCUGAUAAAUAUGCUAUUGACGAUGUAUCACUAACAGUGAAGACCAAUGAAAGUUUGACACCAGGAAGGCCUCCGGUGUUGACGCAACAAACAGUUGGAAAAUUCCUUCAACCAUUGACGAGGGCUUUAGUAGAAGUACCACCGAGGCCAACAAUAGACGAAUUACCAGAUGCUGUAAUAGAUAAAAUGGUCAAGAAGGACAAAGCUUUCUGGGUUGAUAAGCCUGGCUCGAACGCCUACACCUUACACGACGCGUAUUAUAACUAUGGCAUGACUACUGAAAAAGUCUUACCGCCGCACCAAGACGUGUUUCCCAGGUCAUAUCAGUAUGACUUGGACUGUGUUCAAGAUCGGCGUCUACAUGCAUGUGAUGAUUUCAAGCAGACUGGAAAACUUCUGAAUGAUGCACUAUGUCGUGAUUGCACGAAGGUGAACAUAUCGGAUGUCAUAUAUCCAGUAUCACCUCUGGAACAAACAUCGACUCAAAAACGAUGGCGAUACUAUCCAGAUGUAUCUGCUACUCUAUCUCCUCAAGAAAUAAGUGUUAUGAUGCAUGAGUAA
Pieris macdunnoughi is the source of this 624-nucleotide messenger RNA. The record is from the annotation of a GenBank genome assembly. NCBI's taxonomy places the organism in Eukaryota, Metazoa, Arthropoda, Insecta, Lepidoptera, Pieridae.